Schistosoma rodhaini is the source of this 4146-nucleotide messenger RNA. NCBI's taxonomy places the organism in Eukaryota, Metazoa, Platyhelminthes, Trematoda, Strigeidida, Schistosomatidae. The record is from the annotation of a GenBank genome assembly.
AUGCCCGGUGUAACUUACCGUUGUUUGAGGAAAAAUUAUUACCAUUGUUUCUUACCUCUGAAUAAUAUAUUUCUAGAUUAUGAUCUAUCUUGCAAACGAUUCUUAAUAGAUCUUUCAUUUCAACAUCUAAUGGAUAAUCAAGCAAAUCAAAGUAAAUCAAAUACUGAAUUAACCAUGACAACAGACAAGUCAAAUGUCUUACAUAUAUCACCACUUCAAUCAACAUCUGAAUUAUCAUCACCAUCGUCAUCGUCGAGAAAACGUCGUUCUAUAUCGUAUGCUAUUUCUAGAUUGAAACAAAUGAAAAUGGCUCAACAAGAAAUGCAUCUUGAAUCCAAUACUUCUUCUGAUAACAUUGAUGUGACACAUUCUCUAACAAAUGCACGAUCAGAUAACACCAGUGACAACAAUACAGUACAACUGAAUAAUAAUAACAAUCCGACUCAGUUAUCGACAAUAAUUAAUAGUGACUCAUUACAACAGUCAAUUCCUACCGAUUUCUCUUCGGAUACUUUAUCUUUAUCACAACUACAACAACCAUCACCACAAAGAAAUCCAUCUCAAUCAUAUAAUUCAUUGCCUGAUGAUCAUAUUAAUGUUAGUAAUAGUAGUAGUACUACUAUUCAACUAAAGAUUUCACCAAAAGAAUCUUCUUCACAUAUAAAAAUUAAAUCAUUACCUAAUUAUACAACGCGACAUGAUAAUAGUCUUAAUUGUGUUGUAGCAAGGAAUAACUCUUCAAGAAUAUUUAUACAAUGCCUUUCUGAUAGUGAAUCUGAUGAAUACAUUGAUCUGGAUGAUACAAAAAUAACAACACCUAUUAAUGAUGUAACUAAUCAUUCAAUUCAUAUGAAUCAUUAUAAUCAUACUAUAACAGAACAAAUACCAACUCAAUUAUCAAAUCAUGAAAGUAUACAAAAAAACGAUAUACAAUCAAAUGAAUUGGUUUCUUCUUAUGAAACUACUGAUAAUAUUAUUAGUAGUAAUUCAAAUAAUAGUGAAAUAAAAUGCAUAAAUGAUAAUAAUCAUAGUAAUAAUAAAAUUAUAGAAUCAGAUGAUUAUUGUUGGAUAUGUCAUAAACCUGGUGAAGUUGUUAUUUGUAGUUAUUGUCCAAGAGUAUUUCAUGCAAUUUGUUUAUGUGCAACAGAUUUUCCAGAUAUAUGGCUUUGUCCUGAAUGUCAAGAUGUUAUGUUAGCUGAAUGUUCAUUGUAUCAAUUAGAAUCAUGGUGUAAAAUUACUAAAGAUCAAUUGAAACGAAUGUUAUUCUUUCUUUUGGAUCGAUUAUCUAGACAGUCUUGGGCACGGUAUUUUCGUGAACCAGUGGAUUCAACAAUUGUUAAACACUAUAACGAAUUAAUAAAGUAUCCAAUUGAUUUACAUACUUUAUAUUCUCGUGUUAAGUCAGGUGAAUACGCUUCACCUCAAGCUUUUCUUGGCGAUUUCCGAUGGAUACUUCAUAACUGUAUUAUAUUCAAUGGUGCCAGUUCUUCUAUUACAUCAUCUGCACGUCUACUAGAUCGUACAUUUCAUCGAGAAUUUAAUUUAAUGCGUGCUUGUCCAAUAUGUUAUCUUAAUCGUAUGCCAGCAAUUCAUUUAUUACCAUCAACAACUAAAAAAUUGCCUCCAUUAACUGAAAAUGAAUCUGAAUCUUAUUUAAAUGUAGCUUCAGUACGAUCAUCAAAUGAAUCAAAUGAGAUAAUUGAAAGUGAUAAUAUUAGCGUUGUUAAUGGUGUUAACAAUGAAUGCAAUAGUAGUAAUACUCAUACUAAUACUACUAGUAAUAAUAGCGAAUCCAAAAGUUCGUCAUCGUCGUCAUCAUCAUCAUCAUCGAUAUCUACAUUAGAUCCUUGGUGGUUCUGUAAAUUAUGUAAUGUGAUUCAUCCAAUUGUUUGGAUACGCCUACAAAAUUAUCCACGUUGGCCAGCUAAAGUUAUUGCACAUGAUGGUAAUUUUCUUCUUGUUUCAUUUUUUGGUGAUUAUGAUGUAACUAUUGCACCAAUUGGUUCUGCUAAACUUCAUUCAUCUAAUCAAUCAAAAAGUUUAUCUAAACUAUCUAUCAUUACUAUGGAUAUUAAUACUACUACUAAUAAUAAUAGUAGUGAUAAAGAAAAUAGAUCUGAUUAUGAUGGUACCAAAUCUAUGACUUCUAUGGAUAAUAAUGAUAUUUCAAAUGAUCCUAGUGUUGUAACUUCUCACUUAUCUUCCAAGACAACUUCUUCAUUAUUAACAUCAUCAAUGGAUCCUAUAGUUCAAGAGAAUUUUCAUAAAGCUAUUACAGAAUUAAAUUAUCAUGUCAAUCUAAUUUAUCAACGUUAUCCUAAUUUUAAACUGCCUGUGAAUCAAUUAAGAUUUACUAAACGUCAUGUUAAAAAAUAUUAUGGUCCAUUCACUGAGACUCCUUCUUCCUCUUUAUCUGAAACAACAAAUCUCACUAAGGAAACCAAUUCUGUUAUUGAUAUGACUCGUGCUGUGAAUACAACACAAAUGACUUGUAAUACCACUUCUUGUAGCAUCAAUACUACAACUACAACUAAUACAAGUGUUACAAAUAGUGAAAAAAUAGAUAAUUCAGUUAAAUUGAACCGCAUCCCUUCAUCAAAUGAUGCAUAUCGUGAACCAGUGUUAACACGUGUUGCUGCUAGUCUACGUAAUUCACCGGUAAUUCCAUCAGAAUCAUCAUCAGUCUUACAAACUUCAUGUCCGCCAGUUGUUAAUGUAAAUACUAUGAAACGUAAGCACAAUGAUACAUCACUAUCCACAUCAUCUUCACCAGCAGUUACAUUGGAAUUGGAAAGUGUCAGCUCUGAAGAUAUUCGUGCUACAGUUGAUCAUAGUAAGAGAAAACGAAAAAAGAGUAAACAUCAUAAUUUGAAAAAAAUUACUUUCAAACCAUUAUCUGAAGAUGAGACUACAACCAUCAUCACCAGCUCUGCCAAUAACGAUGAGACCAAUAGUAACGAUAAUAAUAAAAGCAGCGACACUACUGUUGUUAUCAAAGAUAAUGCAUUAACCAUUGAAACUGUACCUACAGUAACAAUAACAACAUCUGAAAUGCAACCUUUCUCUGAUAUUAUAAUACCUUCUACUUCAAACACAUCAGAUAAUGUACAUAUGGUAUUGGAUGAUUUUCGAAAUUCUAUUAAUGAAGCUUUACAAAAAUUACAAGAAAAAUUAGCUCCUACAAUAAAUGCUACAGAUAAUGCUGUUGUUUAUCCUACGACUAUUUCAGAACUACCUAAUUUACAUCCAAUUUAUUGUGAUAUUGCAAUACAAACGAAUGAUGAUCUCCCUAUAUUAGAUCAUGUUCAUUCAUUAAAACCUUUAAAUGUAAUGAAUGAAUCUAAAUCGAUUCAAACAGAUGGAAUGGAAUUAUCGACAAAUCUUUCUAUAUCCAAUGAUGAUAGACCGUCGACAUUACAAGAACGUAUGAUGGAAGCUGAAAUUCUUCAUAUGGAACAAGAAAUUCAACGUUUAAAUAUAUUAGUUAGAUAUACACGUGCUGAAAUGGGAUUAGAAAUGCAACGUCGUAUAAGUGAAUUACGUAGAAUAUGGAAUGAUGAACUAAUUGCUAUUAUGGAAGCAGCUAGUAGAAUAUGGGAAUAUGAUGUUGUAAGAAUUGUUGAUGUUGUAAAACGUCGUCAAUGGUGUGCAUAUUGUGGACGUAUAGCCUAUUAUUAUUGUUGUUGGAAUACAUCAUAUUGUAAUGGUAUUUGUCAAUCAAAACAUUGGCCUUUUCAUAUGGCUUCUUGUGUACAAGCUAAAAGUCAAUUGAAUAAUAAUAAUAAUAGUUCUGUACGUCGUCAUUCUCAAUCACCCAAUUUAACUAAUUCAUCUAAUAUCAUCGAUCAAUCACAUUUCUCUUUAACACAACCAUCAGCGAUUCAACAUCUUUCACAAAAUCAUCCUUAUCCUCCUUCAGGAGCAGCUCCUGUUCCUCCUCCACCUCCUCCUCAUCAUCAUCAUCACAACUACCACCAACAGCAACAGCAACGAAUGAUUUUGCCGAAUACAUCCAAUUCAUCCAUUGGUGGUAUAUAUCCAUUAAACAAUAAUGGUAAUUCAAUCACAACUAAUAAUAUUCCAUUUCAACGUUCAUUAUUAUUAUCAUCAUCAUCUGGUACACAAUCUCGAACAUUUAAAAAUUGA